Molecule: messenger RNA, 466 nt
Organism: Rubroshorea leprosula
Lineage: Eukaryota; Viridiplantae; Streptophyta; Magnoliopsida; Malvales; Dipterocarpaceae
Source: the annotation of a GenBank genome assembly
UUUGAAGUAGUUGUGAAGAGACUAGGACCUCCAUGCUCUAGAUACCAUGAGACGGGUUUGUGACGAUUAAGAUGGUAAUUGUAAGUCACUCCAUUAAGAUGGUAUCAAGAUUAUUCCGAAUUCGUGAUUACAUAACUAUAAUCGAAUACUCCCUUUUUUUCGGCGGCGGGGAGGGAGGUGCGGGGAGAGGAGGGGAGGGGGUGGGGGCCAAUGUGACGCCAGGUGAUCACGCCGCUUUCUUAUCAAAGGGCGAAAAUCCAUGACCGGUUUGGGAAGAAUUCAUUGUUUCCAAUUGAGAAUGAUUUGAAGAUUUCCCCAUUCUCCUUCUGAUGGCCUAAGGGCCCAAUCCUAUGACCCUUGGGUGGUUUACUUUAUAAUAUUCUUCAAAUUGGUGAAAGGCUACAAGCCUAAAAGCUUCUUUUCUCACAGGUCAUUACUUUGUGAACAAUAAUCUUGUUUAGAGAUU